CUAACAUAAUUAGGUUUAUCUCAUAUGGAUAAGCCAGGUUAUUUCGAGCACAACAUUUGCGUAUUAUUUUUAUUAUGGGUCAAGAAGGAUAACUCUAAUUUUGGGUGCAACCAAUUUAGCGUCAUUGAGCAUGCUCAACUUCAGCUUCCUUUUCCGUCAUUCUCCGAAGGUGUAGGCCGGGAAAAUUUUGGUGAAGAAUCAUAUCUCGAUCAUCAGCAAAUUAAGGAAUGUAUUUUCACAACAAGUGAACCAUGUUACGAGUGAACAAGUCAAGGGCAUCGAAGGGGAGGAGUCCAUAUGCAAGGACCAGAUCUAGUGUAGCCAUCGCGACUUCCGCAACGCAAUCGCAAGACGUCAGAACGCCCAUGCAGCCAGAGCCUCCAGUGGUAGUCCCCAUACGUACAUUAAGUGCGACUUCCACAUCAUCGGUCGCCGGAAUUGCCUCUACUGCAGGACUGAGUUCAUUGACAGCCCAGCAGACAAACCCUGAAGCCAUUCCAGUAUCUGUCGCUUCAGUUAUUGAUACAGUUGCAUCCCAACAGUCAACAACUCUAUCAGCUCCAACAGGUUUGGCCACAACAUCGUCAGAAGCCAACCUAAUCUCCCUGCCCAACAAGUCCAAUACAGGCCUAGAUUCCCUCAACAGCGCCCACGUCAGAAAUUCAUGUACUAGUAAUUUAUCAAAUAGAUUAUGGGACCUGGGUAAUACCCCUGUAAAAGUCAACAAUCUGCUAUCACUUUUGCAUCAUUAUCCAGAUAAAAAUGUGGCACAUUUAUUAGCUAAUGGUUUUAGAAAAGGUUUUUCAUUACAAUAUCAGGGAUGUAGGAAAAAUGUUGAAUACAAGAAUAUGAAAUCUGCUUCAGAACAGAGUGCAGAAUUGGGAAAGAAAAUAGAGAAAGAAAUUCAGUUAGGGCGUAUAUUAGGUCCUUUUCCUUCAUUACCUAUUACAAAUUUACGUUGUAGUCCUGUCGGUUUAUUACCAAAGAAACAGGGAGGGUGGCGCAUGAUAACAAAUCUUUCGUAUCCACUUGGCCAAAGUGUCAAUGAUUUCAUAGAUCAACAAGAUUGCUCAGUUAAGUAUGCCUCAUUUGACAAGGCUUUAGAUAUUAUUCAACAGAAAGGUCAGGGAGCCCUUAUGGCUAAAAUGGAUAUAUCGAGUGCUUUUAGGCUUUUACCCAUAGCUCCAGAAGAUUUUUGUUUACUGGGUUUCAAGUUUCAAGAUUCUUAUUACAUUGACAAGUGUCUGCCCAUGGGCUGCUCAGUUUCUUGCUCCUUAUUUGAAAAAUUUUCAUCCUUUCUACACUGGGAAUUGGAACAUAGGUCAGGUCUAGACAGCAUUGUGCAUUAUUUAGAUGACUUUUUCUUUGUAGGAGUUGCAGGUGUAGAAGAAUGUAGGCAAUUAAUGGAUCAGUUUGAAGAAUUGUGUCAGUAUGUAGGUGUUCCAUUGGCUAAUGAGAAAACAGAAGGACCUUGUACUAGGUUGUCAUUUUUAGGUUUGGGUAUAGAUUCAAUAGCUAGAACAGUUUUUGUUCCACAGGAUAAAGUUUCUGAAUUGUUAGGGAAAAUUGAGUUUGUAUUAAGAAGUAAGAAAGUAACAAAAAAGGAAAUGGAAUCACUUUUAGGUUCACUGGCCUUUGUAACGAAAGCCCUUCCUGCUGGCAGGGCAUUUUGUCGUAGGUUGUAUGGGGCACUUGUAGGUGUAUGCAAAUCUUUUCAUUUAAUUAGAGUUUCAAAAGAAAUUAGACUUGACCUUGAAAUGUGGAUAGAAUUCCUUACAAAAUUUAAUGGUUUAUCUCCCUUUCCGUCAUUAAUUUGGCUUGAUAAUGAGACACUAGAGUUUUACACAGAUAGUUCUGGCUCUCAUGGCUGCGGGGUGUUGUAUGGUGAUAAAUGGAGUUUCAUGGCCUGGCCAGAGAAUUGGUCCUCAGAGAUAAGAAAGGACAUUACCUUGCUAGAAUUUAUACCAAUCUUACUGGGUAUUUACAUUUGGGGUGUAGAGUUGUCUUCUCAAAAACUUUUGCUUCAUGUGGAUAACAUGUCCCUUGUUCACAUAGUAAAUAAUAAGACAUCAAAAAACCCAAAAGUUAUGAUUUUGUUGAGGGCAUUGGUAUUAUUCACACUGCAGCGUAAUAUUCAGUUAAAGUGUCAACAUAUACCUGGUGCAAAAAUAGUAAGGCAGAUGCUAUUUCUCGUUUGCAGUGGUCGCGGUUUCGUCAACUAGCACCUGGGGCUCAACAGUAUCCUUGUCAAGUUCCUACACAAUUUUGGGAGAUUAUCAGUCAACUGUAAAUUCCCUUCUUGAUGCAAGCCUUUCAGUAAAUACAAGCAAAGUGUAUAAGCAGGGCUUGCAAGCAUUCUACAG
Molecule: messenger RNA, 2363 nt
Organism: Saccostrea cuccullata (small rock oyster)
Lineage: Eukaryota; Metazoa; Mollusca; Bivalvia; Ostreida; Ostreidae
Exons: 2
Coding region: 252-2222 (656 amino acids)
Source: RefSeq, a predicted model, not a curated record